This is a messenger RNA of Sphaerodactylus townsendi, 1209 nucleotides long. RefSeq names its product TNFAIP3 interacting protein 3 (gene TNIP3). The transcript has 12 exons. The record is from RefSeq and is a predicted model, not a curated record. Lineage: Eukaryota; Metazoa; Chordata; Lepidosauria; Squamata; Sphaerodactylidae. Gene Ontology annotation, biological process: regulation of transcription by RNA polymerase II; cellular response to lipopolysaccharide. The coding region runs from base 1 to 1161 and encodes 386 amino acids.
AUGGCGGCUGCGAAUGACUACUGGAAGAUUAAAAUCAGUGAAGAAGUCUCUCAGAAGCUUCUCGAUAUGAGUAUUAGCCAACAAACAGAUUCAGAAAGAUGCGACAGUGUAGAGCUUGAUAACGGAAUAAGGACGCUAAUAGGAAAGAGCUGUGCCACAGAGAAGUUGGAGUUCAGUUCAUGCACUUUGAAAGCUUUUGGUAAAAGCGAGAUCCAAGUUAAUUCUGCACAGAUGCAAGCAGGCAUGGAUGAAACCAAAACAUCAGUUGGUGUGCCAGAGCAUUUAUUGACAAAAAAGAAUGUAUCUGCAUAUAUGCUGGAGAUGCAGAUUAUAUCCCUGGAAAAGCAGAGGAAAGAGCUUUUGACAGUGAACAAUCGAUGGGAUCAACAGUUUAGGCAGAUGAAGCAGUGCUAUGAAAAAAAGGUCACAGAACUGAAAACAAUACUGGAAACAAUGCAGAAUAGGGUCAGGGAGCUGGAAAAAGAAAGGCACAAAAUGCAGAAAGAAUGUCAAAGGCUGGAAGCCCUGGCAAGGGAUCAACAUUUACAGGAAAUGAGAGAUAAAAAUACCCUAAAGGAAGAGAAUAGGCUUCUGAAAAAAGAAACUGCCUUGGCAAACACAAAGAAAAUGCAUUAUGAAGGUGAAAUUAAUCGUCUCAACAAGGCCCUUCUGGAUGCCUUGAACAACCAUAAAGUAUCUUCGCAUGCCCCUAAUGUGUAUGAAUUAAACAGGAAUUGUACACAGGAUGAGAUGAGGAUGCAAAUAGAAGUUCUCAGACAACAGGUUCAGAUAUAUGAAGAAGAUUUUAAAAAGGAAAGAUCUGAUAGAGAAAAACUUAAUGAAGAGAAAGAAGCACUUCAGAGAGUUAACAAAAGAGCACAGUCUCAGUUGAAGAAACUAAAUUCUCAGCUUAAAGACUUCCAGGAAGAAAAAGAAUUCCUUGAGAAGCAAGUAAAGCAACAGGCCAGGGAAGUCCAAGCACUGCCAGAGCAACAAGGUUUUCCACAUCAGAUGUUUGGCCCUCCUUGUCUUAGCUGCAGGAACUGUGGGCUAUUUCACCCUUACUCUGAAUCCUGGAUAACGUUGGUCCCAUGUGGCAUUAAUAGAACAGCACAAUCCCCAGCAAUACUUCCUGUCAUUACUUCUACUUCACAAAGCUGAAACACUCAAAAAUCAACAUUUCACAACCAGGAAUGCCAUAUUCUGCAA